AUGAAAUUCGGACGUGGCGGUGCGUUAUGGCAUGGGCUGGGCCUAAUUGCUGUUCUAUAUGCAGGCUGGCCCUCGACAGCCCACGCGGAAUACAUACCGCCUGGACCGAAGUACAAAUGUCCCGAAAAACCUAAACUCAUAUAUCCAUGCGUCUGCACCCACGGCACCGACGACGGUUUGUUCGUGCAGUGUGAAAACUCCAAUCUGGCUAGCCUCUCGGUGGCAUUCAUCAAUCUGGGCAGCAUGAAUAUGCCGAUCGUGCAGCUGCAUCUGAAGCGCUGCAAAAUCAAAAAUCUUUUUGGAACUCUGCUGCAUAAGCUGCCUGUAAAACAACUGCACAUUGCUGAUACCCCACUUGCCGACAUAGCCGACCAUGCGUUCUACGGUAUCAACGAUACGCUGCAAGAGCUCCACCUGGUACGCAGCGAGCUAACGCAAUUCCCAACAGAUGCGUUUAAGAUACUUGGCAUGCUGAAAGUCCUCAACAUCGACGGCCAUCAGAUAGAGAUACUGAAGAAGGGGGCUUUUGCCGGGGCGCAAUUCGAAGGAACGCUCGAGAAGCUACACUUCGUUAACGGUGCGCUCAAUGAGCUGUCAGCAGACAUUUUUGGGAGCCUCAAAAAGGUAAAAACCCUCGAUCUCCACGGCAACCAGCUGUUGGCGCUGAAGAAAGGUCAGUUCAAAGGAAUGCGCGAGGUGGAAGUUCUGGAUCUGAGCUACAACAAUCUCACCAAACUCGACGCAUCCCACGUGUCCGAUCUGACGAAGAUGACCUGGUGCAACGUGUCCAACAAUGCGCUGACGGAAAUCACGAGAGGAACGUUUGCACGUAACACGGUUUUACGCGUAGUGAAUAUGGCUGCUAACGCCAUCCGCAAGAUCGAUGCCAACACAUUCCGAGGAAUGCGGUUCUUGCGAAGGCUCUAUCUGAACGACAACAUGAUCAGCGAUGUGGGCCGGGGAACGUUCGGAUCCGUCACGCGCAUAGGCACGAUUGAUCUGGCGCGAAAUCGCAUCAAAAAGGUCGACUAUCAGAUGUUCUUCCAGCUGAACUACGUUGAGCUGAUAGAUUUGGCCGAGAAUGAAAUCACCGAAAUUCAAAAGGACGCUUUCAAGGAUCUCUAUCUCACACACAUCAACAUUUCCCACAACCGGCUGGAAACGAUCGAGCCAAAGUCGUUUAUCAACUGCGCUAACAUGACGGUGUUGGACCUAUCGCACAAUCUCAUCCGAGCGAUUCCGCGAAACGCCUUCGACGAGACGACGUAUGCAACCGAGUGGAUCAUGACGCACAAUCUGCUCACGAAUAUGUCUCAGCUUCCGUUGUCCAACAUGACUGGGUUGAAGGUUCUGAACGUGUCGUUCAACAACCUGGUUGAGAUACCGAAGAACACCUUCCCAAAGCUGUACGAGCUGCACACGAUCGACGUGUCGCAUAAUAACAUUUCGCACAUCUACAACGCCGUGUUUCAGAAUUUGCUCUCCUUGCGAAACCUCAACCUGAGCCACAACUCGUUGGAGAAGAUCGGCCCGUCUACGUUCGGGACGUUACCUACGUUGUUGGAAAUGGAUCUGAGCUAUAACCGGCUGCGGGAUAUCACUCGAGGUGCGCUGGCAAAGACGACGGGCUUACGGUUCUUGCAUAUGCAAGAGAAUAAGCUCGAGAAAGUGUUCCAAAUACCAAUCUCCUUGAACGAACUGAAUCUGGCGCACAACGAGAUUGCGGAAAUACCGGAGAAAACCUGGCCCACAAUGAACUCGCUGCUAGGGCUCGAUCUCAGCCACAAUCGGUUGGGAAAUAAUCUCGCCCGUGGCAGCUUUGCUGGAUUGCUCACUCUGCAGCGAUUACACCUGGAGUCAAAUGGCAUUUCGACUGUGCCGAAAGACAGCUUUGCUGAUCUCGGUACGAUGCAGUAUCUGUAUCUGGCUCGGAACAACAUCACGAACCUCCCGAAAGGCGCCUUUGGAAGCUUACCUAUCUUGUUCGAGUUGCAGCUCACCGAAAACGGCCUCGAAAGUGUAGCGGAGCGUUCAUUCGACGGGCUCUUACAGCUGCUGACGUUGAAUAUGUCUAACAAUCUGCUUCGUACGGUACCGAACGGAGCCUUCCUGGGGUUGGUUUCCUUGCGUCGGCUCGAUCUGUCCUCCAACUUGAUCAGCUCAGUGGACAAUAAAACGCACAGUCUGCUGGAGGAUUGUCUCAGUCUAGAGGAGCUCAAUCUCAGCCACAAUCGGAUAAGCUUCGUCACACGGAAGACGUUCCCGUCGAACCCUUAUAUCCCAUAUCGGUUGCAAUCAGUUGAUCUCAGCUACAACACGAUGUCCAUCGUAACAGGUGACAUGAAAGUCGGCACCAAAACCGUUCGCCAUCUGAACCUCUCACACAACAACAUCAAGGAGAUCCGACCAUUCGUUCUCGGCAAUCUAACAUCCCUGGACACGUUGGAUCUCUCGCACAACGAGCUGACGAAGCUCGAAAACGAGGUGUUCAAUCUACCGGUCAACUUCAGCGCACUCUACCUGAACCAUAACAAGCUAUGGAACGCGUCCUACGAGUCAUUGUUACGGUUGAACAACCUAACCACGCUGGAUCUGCGCUCAAACGAGCUGACCCGCUUCGAACCAGAGUUGGUGCGCAAAAUGAAAGCCAACAACGUGACGGUCGCGCUCGGUGGCAACCCACUCGUGUGCGAUUGCUACAUGCGUCCUCUGUAUCACCAUCUGAGGACACUGCCAUCUAUCGGAGAACCAUACCGGGAGCUAGAGUGUGCCAGUCCAAGCCCACUCGCACAGGAACGACUGUACAACGUGUCCGAUGAGUUGCUAGCGUGUGUCCCCGCUGUCAACGAGGAUGCGUAUCGGCCGUUGCCGGAUCUACGUUUCCGAGAGAUCGCCUUCUUCCGCGGGCAAUUGAUCGUGAACUGGUACGUGGCUGCAACGUCUGAUGUGGCCGAUUUUUACGUGUAUAUUCGCGAUCGAGCAAACAGGAUCAUCGUCGAACGGACAGUAGCGUACAGCAGUCGUACGACGUCGAUCAACGGCAAUGACAUCCGGCCUCAGGGUGAUCCUCAGCUGGAACUGUGCGUGCUGGCGAAGACCAGUGACGGUGCGAUCAACUUCCUUGACACCCAGUGUGUGCCACUGCCAGCGGACCUGGACGCGAUCAAGCGGCAAUACAACGCGCAGUACAACUACAAGUACCCGCUCAAUCUGGCCAAGGCCAGUGCUCGAUCGCGGGCGAGCAGUGAUAUGCAGGCCGGUGUGGCCACUCUACUGGCGCUUUGGUUUUCUGUGCUCCGGAUGCUCUAAAUCUGCGGGAGUUGCUCUGCCACCUGCCAGGGAACGAAGAAGAGGACGUAUUUAUUAUUCGCGUCCCACGAGCCGUGUAGCUUUAGUGCCGCGAAUCCUCA
Molecule: messenger RNA, 3410 nt
Organism: Anopheles nili
Lineage: Eukaryota; Metazoa; Arthropoda; Insecta; Diptera; Culicidae
Gene: conv
Product: chaoptin
Exons: 8
Coding region: 1-3309 (1102 amino acids)
Molecular function (GO): protein binding
Source: RefSeq, a predicted model, not a curated record